GGUGGUGGCGGGGAGAGGAUCGCUGCUGCACUGGCCGGCGAGGAGGAGGGGAUAGCGGGGGACUCUCCGACGAGACUCGGUGGACAGAAUCCAAUAACGACAAACAAAUCCGGAGCUUAAAUUAGCCGAUUUAAAUGGACCAGACUUUCUUCAUACGCUGCGUUAAAUGACAUUUUCUUUUGCUACAAGCUCGAAGGCCUGAGGAUUUGAGUGAUUAUUGGAUCCAGAGUUUCAGCCAACACACUGAUCUACCCUAUACAGACGGAUAAAUGCUCGGAAGUCUGCUCUUUAGGGGCCAUUUCAUCUGUUCCCGCUUUGAACCGCCAAACUGGCUCAAUUCAAGACAUAUUCGGACAUUUAAACCAGUUAAAAGGAUGGUUUAUCUCAGUUAGCUAGGCGGCUAAUAACUCGCUUAUUCACAAUGAAUCAAUAUUAGCCGUUAGCAGUUAGCAUGUACGGCUAAUUGAAAAGGAAUAAAUCCGUUUACAGAGAUUUUCGACUGAUACUUUAUAGUGAUAUGCUGUCAGUCACGUGUCAUAGAUCCGGCUUUAUUGAUUACCUGAGUGCUAAAGCUUUAAGUUCUCUGAGGCACUGUGUAAAUGCAUGGAGUCCCGUUAUAUGACUGGCAUAGAUAGCUACAUACCUCUUGAGUUUGGAGCAGUGAGACAGUACAGCAGUAGAUGCUGACUGUGUGGGUCUAUUUCAGCUCUUCAUGCACCCACUUUUAGCUUGAGUUCAUUCAUUCGUUCAUUCAUUGGAUCCAUUGGGUGACAUCUGAUGACAGAAGCAGCCCAGGUGUGAGCUUCAAAAGGUGUUUGUCAUAGACGAAUACACCUGAGCACGUCGAGCUUGUGAUUGUAGGUGUGUCAUCAUGGGCAAUACAGUGUCCUGCUGCGUGUCCCCCAGUGGGAGCCCCAAACUACCCCGGCAGGUGGAGCGUCUUGAGGACUACCAGAACAACACAGACAUCAGCGAUGACACUGGUCCAUACCUGCAGCACAUCAGUGACCGGGAGGUGCCAGAUGAUCUGGCUUUAGAAUCCAACCCCUCAGAUCAUGCCCGCGCCAGCACCAUCUUCCUUAGCAAGUCACAGACAGAUGUACGGGAUAGGAGGAAAAGCAAUCACAUAAACCAUGUCUCACCUGGUCUGCUUUCAAAGAAGUAUAGCUCCUGUUCUACGAUAUUCAUCGACGACAGUACUGUUAGUCAACCCAACCUGAAAAGCACAAUCAAAUGUGUCACAUUAGCAAUAUAUUAUCACAUUAAAAACAGGGACUCUGAUAGAUCGUUGGACAUCUUCGAUGAAAAAAUGCACCCCUUGUCGAGGGAGCAGGUUCCUGACGAUUACUCCCGCACAGACCCUGAACACAAACUCAUCUAUCGAUUCGUCCGGACUCUGUUCAGUGCAGCGCAGCUCACGGCAGAGUGUGCAAUCGUUACUCUGGUAUAUCUGGAGAGGCUGUUGACGUACGCCGAGCUGGACAUUUGCCCAUCUAACUGGAAGAGGAUUGUUCUGGGAGCCAUCCUGCUGGCCUCUAAAGUCUGGGACGAUCAGGCUGUGUGGAACGUCGACUACUGUCAGAUCCUCAAAGACAUCACUGUGGAGGACAUGAAUGAGAUGGAAAGACAUUUUCUGGAGCUGCUGCAGUUUAACAUUAACGUACCGGCCAGCGUCUACGCCAAGUAUUACUUUGACCUGCGCUCUUUAGCAGACGACAACAACCUGAGCUUUCCUCUGGAGCCAUUGAGCAAUGAACGAGCUCAGAAAUUAGAGGCAAUCUCAAGACUGUGUGAGGAUAAGUACAAAGAUCUGAGCAGAGUGGCCAUGAGGAGAUCAUUCAGCGCAGACAACCUAGUGGGCAUCCGCCGAUCCAAUGCCGUUCUUUCGUAAAAGCUUUUUCUCGGAACAUUCGCCACUCCCCAAGACGGAGCUCAAUGGACAAAACUCGUUUACUCUCCCCACCCCUCUGCCUUUGGCUGCAACGUUACGCCAGUCGAGAUAUCCCACACCUUUUCCCAACCGAUGCAGAACAACAUAGAGACGACAACAAACUGAAACGGUUACUUUUGUUUGUUUUUUGCUUACUAUGUAGGCUACUAGCUGUGAACUGUCAGUUUUUAAUUGAAAUCAUUUGCAGAUGGAGUAUUUUAAAUAAACACUAAUCAUGUAA
This is a messenger RNA of Danio aesculapii, 2171 nucleotides long. It is a transcript of the gene ccnyl1, whose product is annotated as cyclin Y-like 1. Gene Ontology annotation, molecular function: protein kinase binding; cyclin-dependent protein serine/threonine kinase activator activity. Gene Ontology annotation, biological process: regulation of cyclin-dependent protein serine/threonine kinase activity; regulation of canonical Wnt signaling pathway. Bases 872 to 1891 code for a protein of 339 amino acids. NCBI's taxonomy places the organism in Eukaryota, Metazoa, Chordata, Actinopteri, Cypriniformes, Danionidae. The record is from RefSeq and is a predicted model, not a curated record. Gene Ontology annotation, cellular component: plasma membrane. The transcript has 10 exons.